UCACUUCAGUUGCAGGCUACUCGCCGCCAUAAGCAUAUUUCUUGUCCUGAUGAACUUUCAAAGCUGUUCUCCUCAGAUUUUUUGAAAUGUGAGCAGGAUUUUAUGGUGAACGCAAAACACAUGUUGUAUUAUAGGCGAGAAAUCGUUCCUGGCGAUGAGAAGAUCGAAAAACAACUGGUCGGUGUUGGUGAUGAAGUUGGUCUCAAGAAGAUGAUGGAAUCGGACGAGGAGACGGACAGCGAUGAAGAGGAUUUGACGAAGAAACUGCUUCACACCGAGAGCGAUAGGAAAAAGGAGCAUCUGGACAUCGAAGAGAGAGAUUCUUCCGGAUCCGACACUGAUGAUCCAGAUAAGGAGAAGAUUGACUCCGUUGUUUUUAUGCCGAAGAAAGACGUCGUGAAUGGUGGAGAGCCUGGCGGAAGCGGAGUAGGCAAGAAGCGACCAGCAGAGCCGGAAACCUCAGGAACCGAAGUGGCGAACGAUGCGAAGAGGGCGAAGGUCGAGACGCCACUG
Molecule: messenger RNA, 513 nt
Organism: Ostertagia ostertagi
Lineage: Eukaryota; Metazoa; Nematoda; Chromadorea; Rhabditida; Trichostrongylidae
Source: the annotation of a GenBank genome assembly